AGUUCACGAUCUCACGUCGAUCGAGAAUAUCACUCAGUGCCUUAUCGUUAUCAUUUUUCCAAGUCGAUUCGACGAGACCGUUACUGAAUUACCGGGAAGAAUAAUCGUGAAAAUUUUGCGACAAUAAAUUCAAACAUGUUCCUCGAGAGAGUUUGCCUGAUCUCAGCUGUCAUCGCCGUUGCUCUUGCGGCUCCGAGGAUAUCCGGGUCGAUGCCAACGUGGCAUAUACCAUGUGGAGAACCCAGUUCGCCAGCCGUCUCUUUGAAGAAUCUCGAGGAGGAAAUGAAGACCAGUCUGGCGAAUCUUAGGCUGCAACAUCAGCUGACGAUGAACGACUACUUGAAUCGAGACUACGAAUACCUGUACGAAAGAGUUAGGAUCGGCGUCGACGACCACCAGUACAUACCUAAUUGGGUACCCGGCAAGAAGGAUGUGAACCUUAUAAGAAAACUGGCCACCGCUAAUACUCCAAUGAUUGUCAACCAUUACCCGAAGAUGCACAUGGAUCUUCAGAAAUUCGCCGUGGCGUUCGAAGAACUGAUCGUGGACGAGCCUAGCUCUCAAAUUCGGCAAGCUCUUAAGGCGACUCAGUCGUACUUAACUAUGAUGUUAUGCGAGGUCGAAAGCAACAUUGUCUCCUUGCCCACCACCAUACGACUCCCGACACGCGUGGAACGAGACAUCAUGAGCCAUACCGAGCGAAACCCCGUCGACGAGACGCGGAGGCUCAUCAGGGACUGGGGCGUAAUUCUCAAGUACCGAGACUACCUGCACGCUUGGAGGCACGUAUUCGACUAUUAAAGAUAAAGAAAAGAAGUAUUAAAUUGACUGUCGUCAGCGGGUCAUCGAUUAUUUUCAUCAGAGGAUGACACAAGAUACAUCAGACUAUCGGGCGGCGUAUGCCACCGAUGUAAAUUGAUUUAGCACCUGUCGCGACUGUAGCCAUAAAAUCGCAUCACUAUCUGCAUGACGACGCAGUACACGUUGAAGUUACUGACAAUAAUCGUUGGUCAUGUAGCGAUUAUUACGAAAUCUGCGAAGACUAUGAAUCCGCCUUACACCGUGAUAAUUUCUCAAAAUUAUUUAUUGAAGCAAUUAUUUAUUCUCGCGGCGCACGAUUGAACAUGUAUAGCGUCUAGUAUUUAUUUUUACACGUAGCAAAUUAUUUAUUUGGUAAAUUAAUUAUUUAUUUAUUCGGAUCGAUAGUACCUUUACCAAUUGUACCUUCUGAGAGGUACUACGCAACCGGUAUCGACUUAUAAGAUAAUCGGUUGCACUUUGUGAUAAUCAGUCACUAUGACAAUUGUAAUUGUUGCAUCCUUGUGACAAGUGAUCACUUAUAGAUUAUUUACAAAAGACAUUAUUUGUAAAAGAAAUGAUUUUUAUUUUUCGCGCAGUAUUAUAUAUUUAUAACUCAAAGCAAGAUGUA
Messenger RNA from Wasmannia auropunctata (little fire ant), 1429 nucleotides. RefSeq lists its product as uncharacterized. The record is from RefSeq and is a predicted model, not a curated record. The coding region runs from base 136 to 801 and encodes 221 amino acids. The transcript has 2 exons. NCBI's taxonomy places the organism in Eukaryota, Metazoa, Arthropoda, Insecta, Hymenoptera, Formicidae.